AUGCAAGCAAGUAGCCACAAGGGUCUCGAUGACAAGGCACCCAUGCCUUGUGUUUUCCAAGAGCCGAUGACAGCACCUAGACACAUGAAAGAUGGAUCGACAUCGGUAGCUGAGCAGCUGGAAACAAUUGAUUUGAGUGAGGAUCCCUCUACCCCAAGACCCAUCUCCAUCAGCGUUCAUUUGACAAAUGAAGAGAAAGAGGCCAUGAUAUCUUUGCUAAAGGAAUUCCGAGAUGUGUUCGCUUGGAGCUACGAGGAAAUGCCUGGCUUAAACCCAAACUUAGUAAGUCACACUUUGAAUAUUGAGCUCGGUACAAAGCCUAUUGUGCAGCCAAGGAGGAAUUUCCAUCCCGAAAUUGAAAAGCAAAUCAAGGUGGAGAUCGAAAAGCCGCUGGCCGCUGGGUUCAUCAAGCCAAUCGAGCAUCCAACAUGGUUAGCAAAUAUUGUUCCUGUGAAGAAGACCGGAGUAAUUAGAGUAUGCACGGACUAUCGAGACCUCAACCGAGCUUGCCCAAAGGAUGAAUUCCCGCUGCCCAACAUGGAUAUCUUGAUCGAUUCAACCUCGGGUCAAGGCUUGUUAUCAUUCAUGGAUGGGUUUAGUGGCUACAAUCAGAUUAAGAUGUCACCCAAGGAUGCUGAGAAGACAGCCUUUCGAACACCAUAUGGGAAUUUUUAUUAUACGGUCAUGCCAUUCGGCCUCAAGAAUGCUGGCGCCACCUACCAAAGAGCCAUGAUAGCGGUGUUUCACAACAUAAUGGGAAAGGAAGUUGAGGACUAUGUGGAUGACCUUGUGGUGAAGUCCAAAACUAGAGAAAGCCAUCGGGAAGUUUUGAGGAAGGUACUGGAAAGGUGUCGGCUGUACGGUUUAAAGAUGAAUCCAAAGAAAUGUGUGUUCGGGGUUUCAUCUGGUAAAUUCUUGGGGUUUCAAGUACAUCAGCGUGGCAUAGACGUGGAUCCCGAAAAGACUAAAGCCAUAAAUCCUCUUGCACCGACUAGAAACCCAAAGGAAUUGAAAAGCUUCAUGGGAAGAUUGUCGUAUAUUCGACGCUUCAUCCCGGGUCUUGCUGCCACUAAGAGUGUUUUUACUCCCUUACUCAAGAAGGGCAAAUCGUACAAAUGGAGUAAGGAAUGCCAUGAAGCCUAUCAACAAGUGCAACAAAUAAUCACCAAGCUGCCCAUUAUGAGAGCACCCAUUCCGGGGCUUCCUCUCAAGCUUUAUUUGGCUGCAACAAACACAACGGUUGGGGUCUUACUUGCCCAAGAUGAUCAUGGCGAGGAAGAAAGUCUCAUUUAUUAUGUAAGUAGGCAACUAAGGGGAGCUGAAAUGAGAUAUUCGAAGACCGAACUCUUAUGCCUUGCUCUUGUCUAUGCUGCAUAG
Prunus armeniaca (apricot) is the source of this 1377-nucleotide messenger RNA. NCBI's taxonomy places the organism in Eukaryota, Viridiplantae, Streptophyta, Magnoliopsida, Rosales, Rosaceae. The record is from the annotation of a GenBank genome assembly.